This is a messenger RNA of Orbicella faveolata, 1667 nucleotides long. Its product is annotated as archaemetzincin-2-like. Lineage: Eukaryota; Metazoa; Cnidaria; Anthozoa; Scleractinia; Merulinidae. Gene Ontology annotation, biological process: proteolysis. The record is from RefSeq and is a predicted model, not a curated record. Gene Ontology annotation, molecular function: metallopeptidase activity.
GAACAAAUCAAAUUAGCUUACCGAGACCUCCCUCCAAAGAUGUCAUUUGACACUUUCUUGCAGGCCUGGUUACGUAGGAUUUCAACAUGGCGGCUACGCAACGUCGAACGAGGAAGAGGAAACCACAGAAUCCUGGAGUGUCAUUUGCUGCGGGAUUUCGUCUUCCAACACUGAAACAAAGUAGAAAUGCAAUAGGAUUAUCUAAGAUUCCUAAACUUUUCGAACCAGGGCCAGAGAAUGCGCAUUUCCAACGUAUUCCGCACCCCAAUAGCGUGGACGACUGGUUAGCUCAAUACAACGAAGAGGGGCAAACGUGUAAAAACUUUUUUAGAACUUGUCCCUGGAUUUCAGGACGGAAAGUAAAAUACACAAAGCAAAAUUUUAAUCCAAAGGGGAAGAACAUAAAGGAGAGAUACCCAGAUGGGAAAAUUUACAUUUUGCCCAUAGGAGAUUUCGAUCAAAGUGUCUCGGAUUGCAAUCCCUGUAUUGAUGAUUUAACGGACUACACAGAGCGGUUUUAUUCGUUGCCUGUCGUUGUUCUGCCAACAGUGAAGCUUAAACUGCCCUCAAAGAAAGGUGGUGUGGCAUGUUGGAAUUAUGAAUUGAGCAAUCAAAUGAAAGUUUCAUCAAGUACGGCAAAGAGAACAUGUAGGCAAAGUCCUCGGGUACAGUCAAAACAGCUAGAACUCAAUCAUCGUUGGUCUCAUGGACACAUUCAACUCAAAGUAGACAGCAUCCAUAACCUACUUCGGCAGCAGAUUGCCGAUGAUGCACUCUGUUUGAUCGGUCUGACCAUGGUAGAUCUGUACGAGGAUGAUCCUGACUUGUUUGUGGCAGGACUGGCAGCUGGAAACCAAAGAGUUGCUGUUUUUAGCUUUGCCCGUUAUGAUCCAUCCUUGUCUUUCUCCACUGAACACUGGUAUGACAUCUGGCCUGCAAAACAACUGGAACCACUCAAGAAGAAGCAGAUAGUUUUACAGCUCAGCCGAUAUAUCUUUGUCCAGUUGACCUUCACAAACUACAGCAUCUUUGUGGCUUUAACGUUGUUGAGAGAUACAAAAAGCUGUCGGAGUUUUCCAGGACACAUGGAAUGACAGAGGAGGCGCGAUGGUUUGAAGCGAGAAUACAGUUCAUAUCUGAAUCUGAUGACUGCAGAUAAUCAGAUUCGAGCAAAUCAACCUAUCUCAUAGAAGACUGCAAAACAGUCUCAAUUUGUCUCGUUUUCAUGCUCGUUCCCAGUAUUUUUCGAACUACCGCGUUUUAACAACGAGCCUACUCUCCCAACAACGAAGUCGCGCCAAAACGCGAACUGUUGUGCAGUCCAAUCUCUUAUUCUCUAAAAGAUGAGAAGAAAAGUUGCUUUUUCAUUUCGCUAAGACAUGGGAAGCAAAUUUCAAAACUCAUUUCCUUCAUGAGCUCAUGAUUAGUUCGGUAUCGUUGUCUUAUAUUUAAAUCAAGAGCAAGGUAUCAUUUAGAAGAAUUAAGAGAAUUAAGCGAGAAAAGAUGCAUGUGAAAACCCAUUUAUGUUUAAGACCCGUUUAGUUGAAAAAUAAAAUACUGAAUUUAUCGUGGACACUAAGACGCCCUCCACAUAGGUACUGUUUUCACACCAAAGCCGUAAUGUUUUAAUAAAUUGCAAUGCAAAUAAAAGAUAUCCAACCAUUUGA